Messenger RNA from Vicia villosa (hairy vetch), 1275 nucleotides. Its product is annotated as 7-deoxyloganetin glucosyltransferase-like. The annotation marks the transcript as partial. NCBI's taxonomy places the organism in Eukaryota, Viridiplantae, Streptophyta, Magnoliopsida, Fabales, Fabaceae. The record is from RefSeq and is a predicted model, not a curated record. Gene Ontology annotation, molecular function: UDP-glycosyltransferase activity. The transcript has 2 exons.
GUUCGGUUGUUUGCCGAAGCCACUGUAUUGACAGAACGUCUAAAAAACAAGCUGGUGGUGCUCUAAUAUUUUAUCUAUAAAAGCUUGUGUGAGAAAAUAACAUGACAGUACCAUCAAGCAAGGAAAGAGCCCUUGGUAUUACUACAUUAGGAAGAAAAGUAAUCACAAACAAUGAAUUCUUUAGGCAAAAAUAAUAAACCUCAUAUUGUGUGUAUCCCAUAUCCAGCACAAGGUCAUAUAAACCCUAUGCUUAAACUAGCAAAACUUCUUCAUUUCAAAGGUGGUUUUCAUGUCACCUUUGUUAACACUGAAUACAAUCACAAACGUCUUCUCAAAUCUAGAGGUCCCAAUUCUCUAAACGGACUCCCAUCUUUCCGAUUUGAAACCAUUCCCGAUGGUCUACCUGAGACCGAUGUCGAUGUCACCCAGGAUGUUCCAUCUUUGUGUGACUCCACUAGGAAAACAUGCUUACCUCACCUGAAAAAACUUAUAUCUAGACUCAAUAAUGCUGUGGACAUCCCUCCUGUUACUUGCAUGGUUGCUGAUGGUGUAAUGAGUUUUGCUUUGGAAGCUGCUCAAGAAAUUAGUAUCCCUGCCGUGAUUUUUUGGACUACUAGUGCUUGUGGCUUCAUGGGUUACCUUCAAUAUCGUAUGUUAAUUGAAAAGGGCUUUACACCACUAAAAGAUUCAAGUUAUAUGACAAAUGGGUAUCUGGAUACUAUACUUGAUUGGGUGCCAGGUAUAAAAGAAAUACGACUAAAGGACAUUCCAAGUUUCAUAAGAACUACAGACCCAAAUGAUGUUAUGCUUGACUUUGUAUUAGGGGAAUGCCAAAGAGCUCUAAAAGCUUCCGCAAUCAUUUUAAACACCUUUGAUGCCUUAGAACAUGACGUUUUACAAGCAUUCUCUUCCAUUAGUAAUUUACCUCCGGUCUAUUCCAUUGGUCCAUUAAAUUUUCUUUUGAAAGAAGUCACAGAUAAUGAAUUGAACUCAAUUGGAUCCAAUCUUUGGAAAGAAGAACGAGAGUGUUUAGAAUGGCUAGAAAGCAAAGAACCAAAUACUGUUGUUUACGUCAAUUUUGGAAGUGUCACUGUAAUGACAAAUGACGAAUUAGUUGAAUUUGCUUGGGGACUUGCUAAUACCAAGAAAACAUUUUUAUGGGUUAUAAGACCAGAUCUUGUGACGGGUGAAAAUGCUGUUUUACCGCGAGAGUUUUUGGAAGAGACGAAACAUAGAGGAUUCAUGUCAAGUUGGUGUCCACAAGAAGAAGUUUUG